AGUCCUAUACACUUGGAAGACAGAGAGGCUUCUAGGCAGCUGUCUUUUUAAGACUGUGUUUCUUCUAUGAUCAUCUAGUAUGUACCAUUUUUUUACACAUUAGAUAAGAGAGAAUCUUUCUGGGUUUUGAAGGUUAAAAGAGAGAUAGUGCUCUUAUCCCAUUCCAAACUGAGUUUUUCUUUUUUUGAGAGAGAGAAAAAGAAAAAGAAAAAGAAAAAAGAAAAAAAGAAAAAGAAAAGAAAAGUAGAAGAUGUUGGAAGGAAAAGCUAUGAUAGAAGACACAGACAUGCCACUAAAGAUGCAAAUCCAAGCAAUGGCCUCUGCUUCUCAAGCUUUAGAUCACUAUGAUGUGGUUGACUGCAAAUCCAUAGCUGCACACAUCAAAAAGGAUUUUGACAAGAACUAUGGGAGUGGAUGGCAGUGCGUGGUGGGUAAAAAUUUUGGGUGUUACUUCACUCAUUCUGAAGGAUCCUUCAUCUACUUUAAAUUGGAGACUCUCAACUUCCUCAUCUUCAAAGGGAUUGCUUCCUCCUCCUCUCACUGAGGCUAAAGGCAGUGUAUCAACCAAGUUCAAGUGAAAGGCAGAAGAUGGAGGAAAAAGUGCACCACAUUUUUCUGAUGGUACUUCUUCCAAAAUUUGUGGUGUUGGUUGAAAUGGAAGAAGAAAAAGGAGCAAAAAUUAUAAGUACAGAAAUAAAUGGGUUAAAAUAGUAGAAACUAUCAAAAAUAAAUGUAUCCAUACGCCAUGGGCAUGACCAUGGCCAAAUGGGGAGAAGUUUGGAAGUUCUCUUUGUUGAGGGCCUUGUAGUUGUGGUGCCAUGUUGGGGUGUUUUGCUGUGUCCCAUUUCUGUGCAUAUCUUGGCUGUCCUGAUGUUUUUGCUCUUUAAAUUAUUUCACUUCCCUUAUCUUCAAAUCUGUCUUUGGUUGCUGAGAAGCCAAUGAAAAUGUAAAUAUAUGUGUUGUAAAAUAGGAUGGUAUUAAGGUUGAAAUCGAUCUUUGUGAUUUUCAUUA
Molecule: messenger RNA, 1011 nt
Organism: Quercus robur (English oak)
Lineage: Eukaryota; Viridiplantae; Streptophyta; Magnoliopsida; Fagales; Fagaceae
Exons: 2
Coding region: 251-544 (97 amino acids)
Biological process (GO): microtubule-based process
Cellular component (GO): dynein complex
Molecular function (GO): dynein light intermediate chain binding; dynein intermediate chain binding
Source: RefSeq, a predicted model, not a curated record